GGCCAUUUCUCCUUGAACCUGGGAGCAUUUUAAAAAAUGAACAGCCUAUAUUUUCUGAACGCAUUAUUUUUUUACUUUAUUUUUUCUAUUUCUUCUUGACAUAAUACAAAAUGCAAAACACACCUAAAGGCGUAUUAUUAGGUUGGACUGGCCUUGCUGUUGGUGCUUUAGGUGCAUAUCUCAUCGGAAAGGAAUACACACUCAACCGCUUAAAAGAAUACACCAAGGAAAAUUCUGUCACUUCAAGCAAGAGUAAUGAUACACAAGAACUACCUUUGAAGGAAGGCGAAUUGCGUCGCUCAGUCAAUAGAAGACUUUAAACCCCUAAACAUGAUAUUUCGUUGAUACGCAUCAUACAAUAUACAUCGCAUAGUUUCUGUUCGACUUAAUUGCCUGUGCUGUUGCUUUUAAUUAAAGUCGGAAGCGAAAUAUUGAACAGAAAAAACGUGUUUUUCUUGUCUUUUAGACUUUCUUGUAUGACCCGCCUUGAUCAAAUAAGAUUAGGCCCCUAUUGUUUAAAAAGGUCAAAACAAGAAAAAAGGCACACUUUGAACUUGUAGAAUUUCUUUUUUAGAUUUCUCCCUCCCUCCCCCCUU
Messenger RNA from Gilbertella persicaria, 596 nucleotides. RefSeq lists its product as uncharacterized. Lineage: Eukaryota; Fungi; Mucoromycota; Mucoromycetes; Mucorales; Choanephoraceae. The transcript is spliced from 3 exons. Bases 111 to 320 code for a protein of 69 amino acids. The record is from RefSeq and is a predicted model, not a curated record.